AUGCUUAUUGGAGCGAUGGCUCUAGCUACCUUUACUUCCGUAGGGGUUCUUUACUAUUGUCAGAACUUACUGUUGUAUCCGUCGUGGGCCCAAGGUGCUAGGGCCAACAUUGAGACCCCUGCAUCUAUGGACCUGCCCUACAAGCAUGUUCUGUUGACCUCGAAGGAUGGGGUCGACAUUGAAGGCUACGACGUGAGAAAUAAGGACGAAAAUUCAGAGGCUACAUGUCUGAUAUUGUGUCCCAAUGCAGGUAAUAUAGGGUAUUUCAUCUCUAUUAUGGCGAGGUUCUACCAUGACAUGAAUAUGAGCGUAUUUAUAUUCUCGUAUAGGGGUUACGGUAAGUCUCAGGGCUAUCCAACGGAGGAUGGGCUGAAAUUAGACGCAGAUUGCGUUAUCGAAUAUCUGCAAAAUGAUUCAUUCCACAAGAACAAGAAACUGGUUCUGUAUGGGAGGUCUCUGGGCGGAGCUGUUGCUGUUUAUAUCGCAUCGAAGCACUCUGAUCUAUGUUCGGCAGUUAUACUCGAAAACACCUUCCUUAAUAUAAGGAAAGUCAUACCAUACUUUCUACCGUAUCUAGGUUCCGUACUGUCACGAUUCUGUCGUGACAUAUGGAAUUCAGAACAGGAAAUCCUGCGUUGUUCUGUCACGGCAAGCUUCUUGUUCUUAAGUGGGUUGAAAGAUGAAAUAGUGCCUCCAGAACACAUGGAACAAUUAUAUCGCAUUUGCCCCAGUCGCGAUAAACAAUUUAAAACGUUUCCUACGGGAUAUCAUAACGAUACCAUAUCCGAAGAGGGCUAUUGGGAUAUCAUUCAAGAGUUUCUUGAAGAUCGACAGCUGAUAAUUGUACAAGAUCCAAUCAGCGAAGAGGAACAUGGUGACGACGACGAAGCCAUUGAACCAUUCGUAAAUCCAUUCACAAAGAUAAUGCAUUAA
Messenger RNA from Kazachstania africana CBS 2517, 933 nucleotides. RefSeq names its product alpha/beta hydrolase. Gene Ontology annotation, cellular component: membrane. The coding region runs from base 1 to 933 and encodes 310 amino acids. Gene Ontology annotation, molecular function: palmitoyl-(protein) hydrolase activity. The transcript has a single exon. The record is from RefSeq and is a predicted model, not a curated record. Lineage: Eukaryota; Fungi; Ascomycota; Saccharomycetes; Saccharomycetales; Saccharomycetaceae.